UAUUAUUGUAAUAUUCUUCUCAGGCAACAUUAUCACACAAACAAUUACUACAUCAGAGUUCAUUUAACAUGACUUCUUAAAUGAAGUUGUAUUUUAUAAAUGUUUCAAAAUGUAAAAAAGAAAUACAUUUGAUUUGAUUAAAAUAGAUGUAUUAAAAGUAAGUAUUUAAGUUAAUAAAUUUGAUUAAAAUGAAUAGAUAUUAAUUAAAAUAAAAUUUUAUGUAAAUAAAUAACUAAAUAAACAAAUACAUUUGAUUAAAAUAUUUUAUAAAUUGUUAGUGAUUACCAGCAAUGUGUGUUAUCAGUUUAUUUCUACACACAAGAAACAAGCUGUCAAAUUGAUCUUAAACUUUGCCCCGCCCACUGUAAGCCACACCCACUGCCCCAUCAUGGCACUCCCAUUUAGUGGCCCCCUGUUCUGUUUUCUGCCCACUCAGCAGCCCCUGUACUGCCCUCUGUAAGCCACACCCACUGCCCUUAUGCUCCGCCCACUUAGCAGCCCCAUACUGCCCUCUGUAAGUUACACCCACUGCACUUAUACUCCGCCCACUCAGCUGUACCACCCACUGCACUUAUACUCCGCCCACUCAGCUGUACCACCCACUGCACUUAUACUCCGCCCACUCAGCUGUACCACCCACUGCACUUAUACUCCGCCCACUCAGCUGUACCACCUGCUGUAAGCCACACCCACUGCCCUUAUGCUCCGCCCACUUAGCAGCCCCAUACUGCCCUCUGUAAGUUACACCCACUGCACUUAUACUCCGCCCACUCAGCUGUACCACCCACUGCACUUAUACUCCGCCCACUCAGCUGUACCACCUGCUGUAAGCCACACCCACUGCCCUUAUGCUCCGCCUACUCAGCAUCCCCAUACUGCCCUCUGUAAGUUACACCCACUGCACUUAUGCUCCGCCCACUCAGCUGUACCACCCACUGCACUUAUACUCCGCCCACUCAGCUGUACCACCUGCUGUAAGCCACACCCACUGCCCUUAUGCUCCGCCCACUUAGCAGCCCCAUACUGCCCUCUGUAAGUUACACCCACUGCACUUAUACUCCGCCCACUCAGCUGUACCACCCACUGCACUUAUACUCCGCCCACUCAGCUGUACCACCUGCUGUAAGCCACACCCACUGCCCUUAUGCUCCGCCUACUCAGCAUCCCCAUACUGCCCUCUGUAAGUUACACCCACUGCACUUAUGCUCCGCCCACUCAGCUGUACCACCCACUGCACUUAUACUCCGCCCACUCAGCUGUACCACCUGCUGUAAGCCACACCCACUGCCCUUAUGCUCCGCCCACUUAGCAGCCCCAUACUGCCCUCUGUAAAUUACACCCACUGCACUUAUACUCCGCCCACUCAGCUGUACCACCUGCUGUAAGCCACACCCACUGCCUUUAUGCUCCGCCCACUCAGCAGCCCCCUCUACCACCUUCUGCAAGCCACACCCACUGCUCCCUCAUGCCCCGCCCACUCAGCAGCCUCUACCACCCUCUAUAAGCCACACCCACUGCUCCCUCAUGCCCCGCCCACUUAGCAGCCCCCUCUGCAAGCCACACCCACUGCCCCUUCAUGUUCCACUCACUCAUCAGCCCCUGUACCAUUCUCUAUAAACCACACCCAUUGCCCUCUAAUGCCCCGCCCCCUCAGCAGCCCCAGUAUAAACAGACUAAGCUGACAGCAGAAAGACUCACUGAGGAUUUACACACUCCUCUGCUCUGAGAUGCUUGUGUGAUGAUGAUGAUGAUGAUGAUGGGCUGUUCGUUGUGUGUCUGAUGUCAUGAGUGUGUGAUUGUUGGACUGAUUGACUGAUUGAUGGAUGUUGCGGAUGCAGGAUGCGCAGGAGCAGCGCUUACAUCCCCGUGUCCACUGCUGCCGCUCUGCUGGUCACUUCAUCCACACUGUUCUUCGUCUUCACGUGUCCUUGGCUCGCUGAGCACGUGUCUCUCGUUUUCCCACCAUGUGUCGGAAUCGUGUUCCUCUUUGUUAUGGCAAACUUCACCAUGGCAACGUUCAUGGAUGCCGGCGUGUUCCCGAGGGCCAAUGAGGACGAGGACAAGGACGACGACUUCCGCGCGCCGCUUUACAAGAACGUGGAGGUGCGAGGUGUGCAGGUGCGCAUGAAGUGGUGCGCUUCCUGUCACUUCUACCGGCCGCCCAGAUGUUCACACUGCAGCGUGUGUGAUCACUGCGUGGAGGACUUUGACCAUCACUGUCCCUGGGUGAACAACUGCAUCGGGAGACGCAACUAUCGCUUCUUCUUCCUCUUCCUCCUGUCUCUGAGUCUUCACAUGGUUGGUGUUUUUUCCGGCGGUCUCCUGUACAUCCUGGAUCACCUGGAGAACUUGUGGGAAUUGCACGCCACUGUCACGCUGGUGGUCAUGAGCGUCUCCGGUCUGUUCUUCAUUCCAGUCUUGGGUCUGGCCUGCUUUCAUCUGGUGCUGGUGGCACGAGGACGCACGACAAACGAACAGGUUACUGGAAAGUUCCAAGGAGGAGUGAAUCCGUUCACACGCGGCUGCUGUCACAACGUGCAGUUUGUCCUCUUCAGUCCCAUCAUGCCGAGGUACACUGGGAAACUCAGUGACAGAUUGCCGAUUCGCAUUCAGCCUCCGUUCCAUCAUCCGGAGUCACACAAACUGACCCCUGUGAAGAGCGCCGACAACUGCGUCUCCAGCCAAACACUCCCAGUGAAGUCUCUGGAGGAAGUAGAUGAUCCAGACAGUGAAGGUUUGACCAGUCCACCUCCGCUGCCCCCUAAGCCAGAUCCAGUCCUGCUCAAGAACCAUUUGGCAGCUUUGGAAGAGAGUUUGCUCCAGUCCAGAGCUGUAAUGCCUUCAGGACACAAAAUGAAUCCACUUCUGACUUCAGAGUCGCCCACCAAAGUGCUCUACCAAGUUCCCAGAGAUCAGAUCGGGCCAAGGAUUUCCCCGCUGGUUCCUCAGGAGCAUGCGUCCGAUCCCAGUCUGCUGCAGUCGGAGAAUCACGCGGCUCUGCAGUCCAGUGCGCCGCCUGUAAACUCUCUGACCCUGAAUUCACGCUCACUGAGUCUGAAACACUCCAACCGCCGCGGAGCCGAGACUCUGGGUCCGCAUCCGAUCCAAAGCGUCCUCAGCAGCCGAACGGGGAGUCUGUCCUACGACAGUCUGCUGCGUCCGGCCGAGGGCGUCCAACGCGUGGGAUACCAGACGCCGUUUCUUCCCAUGGAUAUGAGUCUGUCCCGAGGUCCUGGCGCACACAACUGCAGCCCGGUGUUCAUGAACAUCAGCCGGCAUUCGCCUCAACACCGCGAGCCGUCGCCCGUCCGCUACGACAGCCUCCCCAAACCGAUCAUGAGCUCCAUCCAGGAGCGUCGCGAACCCGACGAGAAGGACAAACCUCCUCUCGCUCUCGGGCCAGACGGCGGCAUCUACGACACUCCCAACAGACAUAGCCUUCCGCACGAUUUCCGCGGCCCGUCGUCUCGCGGACCAACACCUCCGGCGUAUGGCUCACGGGAGUUCCUCCUGAGCAGCGCGGCGUACGGAUACGGGAGCAGGUCGCAUCUUUCUUCCUCCUCCUCCUCGUCGCUCACCCGCGCGCCUCGGACCGCCAGCUCGCCGCUGCACUUUAACCGCUCGCUCUCGCCCUCCAUCUAUCACUCUCUGGAACGACAGUCCCAACUGCCUCCGUCCACGUUCCCUUCUGCUCUUCCCACCUCCUCCUACGGCCCUCAGAAAGCCCUGGCGUUCAUCAGAGGAGAGGAAAGGCCCCAACCUGAACUAUGAGUCAUGGAAAUCCUGGAAAUAUCAGGGAAUUUUAAUAGCGAUUAUGCAGACAUGGAAAAUUUAAAUUCCUUGCUCAAAAAGUGUUAGGAACCCUGUCGAGAUGCUGACAUGCCAUGAAUUAUUCUUCCAUUUACAAAUUUGCUGCUCAAGAAACAUUUCUAAUUAUUAUCAAUGUUGAAAACAGUUCAUAUUUUUGUGGAAACUGAUACAUUUUAUUUUUCCGGAUUCUUUGAUGAAUAGAAAGUUCAAAAGAACAGUGUUUAUUUGUUUAUUAUAAUCUUUUUUAAUAUUAUAAUUAUCUUUACUGUCAAUUUUCAUCAAUUUAUUGUGUUCUUGAGGUUUUUUUAACCUUACGCUAAACUUUAUCACAGUUUCCACACAAAUAUGAACUGCUUUCAACAUUGAUAAUAAUCAGAAAUGUUUCUUGAGCAGCAAAUCAUCAUAUCAGAAUGAUUUCUG
Megalobrama amblycephala (Wuchang bream) is the source of this 4230-nucleotide messenger RNA. RefSeq names its product zinc finger DHHC-type palmitoyltransferase 8a (gene zdhhc8a). Lineage: Eukaryota; Metazoa; Chordata; Actinopteri; Cypriniformes; Xenocyprididae. Gene Ontology annotation, molecular function: palmitoyltransferase activity. The record is from RefSeq and is a predicted model, not a curated record. Gene Ontology annotation, biological process: protein palmitoylation. The transcript has 10 exons. The coding region runs from base 1840 to 3771 and encodes 643 amino acids.